Molecule: messenger RNA, 1007 nt
Organism: Daphnia magna
Lineage: Eukaryota; Metazoa; Arthropoda; Branchiopoda; Diplostraca; Daphniidae
Product: trypsin-1
Exons: 6
Coding region: 111-893 (260 amino acids)
Biological process (GO): proteolysis
Molecular function (GO): serine-type endopeptidase activity
Source: RefSeq, a predicted model, not a curated record
CCACAAGGCUUUUGACAAUGUUUGCCUAUACUGUUUACUUACUAAAUAGGACGUAAUGUGGUAAAAGUAUUUUCCUCCAUAGUCUAUCACGUAUCCAAUCGACAGGCAGGAUGAAGUACGUUACGUUCCUCCUCGUUUCCGUCAUCGUUUCCACCGCGACAGGAGUUCUAGAUAAAAGCGAACGCGUAACUAAUGGCGUUCAGGCAUCAGCCGGAGAUUUCCCUUACAUUGCCUCAGUCACAGUCGGAGGACAACAUAUUUGCGGAGGAUUCAUCUAUAACCAAGAGUGGAUUGUUACCUCCGCCUCUUGCGUAUUCGAUUAUUUACCGAGCGAAUUACGCGUAACAGUGGCGCAAUUAUCGCUGAUCAACGACGACCCUGAAGAGAAAGUUUACGCCAUAUUUCGAGUGGUUUUCUUCGACGGUUACGAUUACACUUCAGGUUUGCACGACAUUGCCCUAUUGCAGACCGCUUCACCCAUCGAGUUCAGCACCAACGUCAAUUUCAUUCUCUAUGAUGAAGCGAGAGAAUCUCCAGCCGACAAGGGCAUUUUGGCUGGAUGGGGAGCUACAUUUGAAGGUGGUCUAGCCUCGUCCAGGCUGCGUUCAAUCGAAGUUACAUUCGGAUCCGACUGUAAAGCUUAUGGCGAAGAUCAGUACUAUCCGAAUUACAUGCUCUGCGCUGGAGGCUCUGCAGUGGAUACUGGAAACCCCUGCCCCUUGGAUGAAGGUUCACCAUUGGUACAAGAAAGUAACGGAAUACUCUACGCAGUCGGUAUCAUGUCAAAGAACAAGGGAUGCGGAACCGCUGCCGAACCGACCAUCUAUACUCGAACAAUGCCAUAUUACCCAUGGUUCGCCAAGGUCGCCGGAGAUCAACCUACGCCGGUAUAAAAAGAAACGAAAAUAUUCACUUUUGCAUAAACGUUUUGGAAUGCCUAUGUAAUGUACAAUAUGUCAAUUAAGUUAGCGGAUAAAUUCCGAAAUACAAACAGCGUUUAACAGACA